AUGAUGCUAUCACUACUGUGCUGUGUUCUGCUGCUCUUUCUGAGUCAGGGUGCUGAUAGCAGCCAGAAGCUGCGGGAAGCGACGGGCCUGGUGGAGAGGAAGCAGUUCUGUAGUUGGCCGUGUAAAUGUGGCGUCCGGCCGCUGUGUGCCCCUGGUGUCAGCUCCAUCUUGGAUGGCUGCGGCUGCUGCAAAACCUGUGCACGGCAGAUUGGGAAAUCAUGCAAUGAGAGGGACGUCUGUGACCCUCACAAAAGCAUGUACUGUGACUUUUCCAAAGACCAGCCACGUUAUGAAGUUGGCGUCUGUGCUUACAUGAUGGGGGUUGGUUGUGACCUGAAUGGGGCUCACUAUGAUAACGGACAGGCCUUCCAACCCAGCUCAUUCUACAAGUGCACUUGCAUUGCUGGAGCCAUCGGCUGCACUCCUGCCUUCAUCCAAAAGCCGGCUGGAAUGUUGAGUUCCUCUGCUCUCCAGGGCAGCUUGCCAGCAGGACUCAAGAGCAAUCAAAGCCCCAAACACCAGCAGGACACCACCUACAGGACCAUGUCAGCUUACAGGGAUCCUCCCUUAGCCUGGAAGAAGAACUGUUUGGUUCAGACCACACCCUGGUCACCCUGUUCACGCACCUGCGGCAUCGGCAUCUCUGUACGAGUCAACAACGACAACAGCAAGUGUGAGAUGAGAAAAGAGCGCCGACUCUGUCUGCUUCGACCAUGUGAUAAAAACGCUCUAAAGGGACUUAAGAUGCCAAGAGGUAAAACCUGCAGACCGAAAUUCCAGGCCAUUAAAGCAGAGAAGCUCUCGCUGUCUGGCUGUACCAGCGUUAAGAAGCACCGCCCGACAUACUGCGGCAUCUGCACAGACAAGCGCUGCUGCGUUCCCAAUAAGUCCAAAAUGGUGAACAUAGAGUUCCACUGCAAAGGGGGAUCUAACGUACGCUGGAAGAUGCAGUGGAUCACUUCCUGUGUAUGCCAGAGGAAGUGUAAUGAUGCUAAUGACAUGUUUUCAGAACUGCACUUAAUAUAA
Messenger RNA from Sinocyclocheilus grahami, 1026 nucleotides. RefSeq names its product cellular communication network factor 6 (gene ccn6). Gene Ontology annotation, cellular component: extracellular region; extracellular matrix. Gene Ontology annotation, biological process: signal transduction; positive regulation of cell differentiation; cell adhesion. Bases 1 to 1026 code for a protein of 341 amino acids. NCBI's taxonomy places the organism in Eukaryota, Metazoa, Chordata, Actinopteri, Cypriniformes, Cyprinidae. The transcript is spliced from 5 exons. Gene Ontology annotation, molecular function: integrin binding; heparin binding. The record is from RefSeq and is a predicted model, not a curated record.